AUGUGUUUUCGCGAAAUUUCUUUGUCUUGUAUUACCCAGCUUCUUCUUCUUUUAAGCUCAGCACGUGAUGUUGGAAGAGCUUUACUGAUUCCUGUCUUGGGUUUCAUUUUCGUAUCCGCUAUCAUUUAUGAUAUUAUAGAAGAUGGAACUGAUGAUGUUCCAUUCGUUGAUGCAAUCUUUUCGAUCUUCCUACAAUUCUCCGCGAUCGGCGAGAUGGAUAGCGAAUUUCAUGGCAUUAUUCCGUACGUAAUCACCAUCGUCGGAGUUGCUAUGAUGAGCGCUGUGUUCUCCCAAAUGCAGCAUGAACUCGAGCGAUCAGUUCAUGGACCUGAAUUCACAUUUUCGAAGUCAGUUUAUUUUCUCAUUGAGGGCAAAUAA
Cooperia oncophora is the source of this 378-nucleotide messenger RNA. The record is from the annotation of a GenBank genome assembly. Lineage: Eukaryota; Metazoa; Nematoda; Chromadorea; Rhabditida; Trichostrongylidae.